Messenger RNA from Sturnus vulgaris (Common starling), 3456 nucleotides. The record is from RefSeq and is a predicted model, not a curated record. Lineage: Eukaryota; Metazoa; Chordata; Aves; Passeriformes; Sturnidae.
AUGGAGCCGGCGGCGCGGGCCAGCGGGGAUAUCCUGAGGCGGAACCCGCAGCAGGACUACGAGCUGAUCCAGCGGGUGGGGAGCGGCACCUACGGCGACGUGUACAAGGCUAGAAAUCUUCAUACAGGAGAACUGGCUGCUGUAAAAAUAAUCAAGUUAGAGCCUGGAGAUGACUUCUCCCUGAUCCAGCAGGAGAUAUAUAUGGUUAAAGAAUGCAAACAUUGCAACAUAGUCGCCUAUUUUGGGAGUUAUCUCAGCCGUGAGAAGCUGUGGAUAUGCAUGGAAUACUGUGGUGGGGGAUCCCUCCAGGACAUUUACCAUGUAACAGGACCUCUGUCAGAAUUGCAAAUUGCUUAUGUGUGCAGAGAAACUCUACAGGGUCUUGCUUAUUUACACAUGAAGGGCAAAAUGCACAGAGAUAUAAAGGGUGCAAACAUUCUACUAACAGACCACGGAGAUGUUAAAUUGGCUGACUUUGGGGUAGCAGCAAAAAUAACAGCCACUAUUGCAAAGAGGAAAUCCUUUAUUGGCACCCCUUACUGGAUGGCUCCCGAGGUGGCGGCGGUGGAGAAGAACGGGGGGUACAACCAGCUGUGUGACAUCUGGGCCGUGGGCAUCACUGCCAUCGAGCUGGCAGAGCUGCAGCCACCCAUGUUCGACCUCCACCCCAUGAGGGCUCUGUUUUUAAUGUCAAAAAGUAAUUUUCAACCACCCAAGCUAAAGGAAAAAGCAAAAUGGUCAGCAACAUUCCAUAAUUUUGUCAAGAUAGCACUUACAAAAAAUCCAAAGAAGAGACCGACAGCAGACAGACUUCUCUCUCACAGCUUUGUAGGGCAGCCUGGUCUCUCCAGGUCUUUAGCAGUCGAGCUGUUGGACAAAGUCAACAACCCAGAGAACCACACCCACUAUGGGGAGGUUGAUGAUGAUGAUUUUGAGCCUCACUCCGUGGCCCGGCACACCAUCCGCUCCAGCAACAGGAACAGCCGCGCCGAGAGAACGGCGUCCGAGAUCAACUUUGAUAAGCUGCAGUUUGAGCCCCCUCUACGGAAAGAAACAGAAGCUCGGGAUGAGAUGGUUGUGGCAGCUGGCAGUGACUUUGCUUCACAUUGGAAUCCUUUUGUUGAUGGAAGCAACAAGGGACUGCUCACAAAAUUUGGAGAUGGGAGUGAAGAUGUUGAAGAAUCGACACUAAAACGAGCUGGGCCACCCCCGCUGCCUCCCAAGCCGAGGAUGAACAGUUACCCCGAGGAAAACCUCCCAGAUGACAACAGAUGCCAGACAAUAAAACACUUCCCAGACUCCCAGAGCAGAGCCCCAGCAGCCCACAGGAGACAGAGCAUCCCAGUUUGUGGCUCCCAGGCAGAUUCCUGCCCCAUGGGAAUGACCAGCAGCAUCAGCAGCCCUGGAUUGCUCACAGCCAGAUACAGCGACCUGGGCAAUGGGAAUGGGAUGCUGAAACACAUCGAGGAGAAUGCAGAAGGACCUGGACAAAUCCCUCAACUGCCAAGGAAAAAGGAAAAGAGAGAUUUCCCUAAACCAGCAAUCAAUGGUUUGCCUCCAACUCCAAAGGUGCUGAUGGGAGCCUGUUUUUCCAAAGUCUUUGAUGGUUGUCCUUUGAAGAUUAAUUGUGCAACUUCAUGGAUACAUCCAGAUACUAAAGAUCAGUACAUCAUCUUUGGCACAGAAGAAGGGAUCUACACUCUGAAUUUAAAUGAACUUCACGAAGCAACCAUGGAACAGUUAUUUCCUCGAAAGUGCACCUGGCUCUAUGUUAUCAACAACACCUUAAUGUCCCUGUCAGAAGGGAAAACAUUUCAGCUCUACUCCCAUAAUUUAAUAGCAUUGUUUGAACAAGCCAAAAAAACAGGAUUAGCUGCUCAUAUUCAAACCCACAGAUUUCCUGACAAAAUAUUACCAAGGAAAUUUGCCUUAACAACCAAGAUCCCCGACACAAAAGGAUGCCACAAAUGCUGUAUAGUACGAAAUCCAUACACAGGCCACAAGUACCUGUGUGGUGCAUUGCAGUCUGGAAUUGUUCUGCUCCAGUGGUAUGAGCCAAUGCAGAAAUUCAUGUUAAUAAAGCACUUUGAUUUCCCCCUGCCCAGCCCUCUGAACGUGUUUGAGAUGCUGGUGAUCCCAGAGCAGGAGUAUCCCAUGGUGUGUGUGGCCAUCUCCAAGGGCACAGAGCCAAACCAGGUGGUGCAGUUUGAGACAAUCAACCUGAACUCUGCAUCCUCGUGGUUCACUGAGAUCGGGGCAGGCAACCAGCAGUUGGAUGCCAUUCAUGUGACACAGCUGGAGAGAGACACUGUCCUGGUCUGCCUGGACAAAUUUGUGAAAAUAGUGAAUUUACAAGGGAAAUUGAAGUCAAGCAAGAAAUUGGCUUCUGAGCUGAGCUUUGAUUUCUGCAUCGAGUCAGUGGUGUGCCUUCAGGACAGCGUGCUGGCCUUCUGGAAACAUGGCAUGCAGGGCAAGAGCUUCAAGUCAGAUGAAGUGACCCAGGAGAUAUCUGAUGAAACCAGGGUUUUCCGCCUGCUGGGCUCAGACAGAGUGGUUGUGCUGGAGAGCAGACCCACAGAAAACCCCACAGCUCACAGCAACCUCUACAUCCUGGCUGGACAUGAGAACAGUUACUGAGCACCACUCACCCAGCAAACAGCAGAGGGAAUUGGCCAGGCUGAGACCCAGGAGCUCCAGGAAACCAGGACUUGUCGUUUUCUUGUCUUGACACCAGAAUUGUGUUGGUUUUUAGGGUGGGAAUCAAUCCAUUUUUGCAGCUGGGAACAGCUGGUUCUGUCUCUUGCCACUGUGUGGUUGGUUAUAUCGAGUUUGCUUAAUAAAAGCUGAGAUAAAGAGCCCUUUACUCGUUAGUUCUAGGGAAACAGAGCCUUGAAACAUGUUCUGCAGUAAAGGUGCCAUAAACUGUUAAAUAUUUCCUUUCCCUUGGAUUUUCCUUUUAUUCUGUAGAUACAGAUCUAGUGCUGGCUGUUGCCCUGUUUUAUACUGAGUCUUAAUAAAACAAUGAUUUGUGUAGGAAGUGAAAAUAUCUGCAAAGCUUUUUGGUUUUAAAUCUGCCAUUGGGUAUGGCUUUGUAUAAUAGACUAUUUAAUCCUUAUUUAUUAAUCUGCUGCUAGGAUGGGGUAAUGUCUAACUUUUAGCAAAGGAAGGUUGCAGAGCAGCUUACUUUUUUUUUUUUUUUUUUUUUUACAGUUGUAUAAAGAUUUGAUUAUUCUUUUUCCUUGUAGGGAUGUAGUGCAUUACUGAGGGGUGUGUUACCGUGUUGGGUGAUCAUGUAAAAAAAAAAAAUGCAGUUUUGUACAACAGAGUAUUUUGUACUGAUUUUUCUGCCUGCAGAAUUGCCAUAAAAGGGAUUUUCUUACUUCCUAGAUGUAGGGUGUGUGUACACAAAGUAGAAUAUUGAUAUCAGACUUGUUGCUCCUGGGUGGCUGUGUACAA